AUGGCAACAAAGUUCGAAAAGGCAGCAGAUCAAUCAUACCAUCCCAAGGGAUAUGGAAUGUCACCUUCUCUCAAAAGAGCUCGAAAACCAUUUAUCUUGAGCAACGUCCUCAUUGGAGGCACUCUGUUUGCGUUUGCCGUCGGAGUGUAUGUAUAUUCCAUUUCGGCUGUCAAGCAAGAUGAUUUCUCUGAUGUAGAAGAUCUUCUACCCCCACUCGAAGAGCGACGAAAGCUUGUCUCACUAGAAGAUGAGCAGCGUGCAGCAGCAGGUAAUUUGCAAUCAAUUGCAUCUGUAUUACCUUUAGCUUCUCCAAGUAGAUUAUCACAAGGUCCUCCUUCUGGUGCGACCGAUCCAAAUCCCACUCCAUUGCCAUAUGCAACGUCAAGCGCUGCAUCUCCAUCAAAAUCUAUACCACAACCUGAUACAUCAGGAGCCACCUUACCUCUUCUUCAAGAAGGAUCAACGUCGUCCAAGUGGGGGGUGAGAAGAAUAAAUGAAUUGGAAUGGAUUAGGAAGAGAGGAUGGGUGGAUCCCAAAGGAAAUGUCUUAGUUUGGGGUGCUCCAGAUGUAGAGAGGCUUGGAAGGAUUUCUGGCGAUUCUCAAGGCAGAAGACUUGUGUAA
Molecule: messenger RNA, 621 nt
Organism: Kwoniella shivajii
Lineage: Eukaryota; Fungi; Basidiomycota; Tremellomycetes; Tremellales; Cryptococcaceae
Exons: 3
Coding region: 1-621 (206 amino acids)
Biological process (GO): mitochondrial respiratory chain complex IV assembly
Cellular component (GO): mitochondrial inner membrane
Source: RefSeq, a predicted model, not a curated record